Molecule: messenger RNA, 2094 nt
Organism: Talaromyces amestolkiae
Lineage: Eukaryota; Fungi; Ascomycota; Eurotiomycetes; Eurotiales; Trichocomaceae
Exons: 2
Coding region: 1-2094 (697 amino acids)
Biological process (GO): lipid metabolic process
Cellular component (GO): cytosol
Molecular function (GO): acetoacetate-CoA ligase activity
Source: RefSeq, a predicted model, not a curated record
AUGCCUUCUUCAAUCAAUGACGAUCUCGAUGCCAUAGAACUAUGGCGACCCUCGGCGCCCGAGAGGACUGAGAUGUUCAAAUUCAAGACUCAUAUUGGACAAAAAUACAACUUGAAGCUCAAGAACUACGACGAUCUUUGGCAAUGGAGUAUCUCGCAACCAGCUGACUUCUGGGAGGAGGUUUGGCAUUACACAGGGGUUAGAGCACAUAAAACAUAUUCCAAGGUUUUGGACUCCAAUUCACUGCUCUUUCCCAGACCGCACUUCUUCGAGGGAAGCCGUCUGAACUUCGCCGAAAAUCUUCUCUUUCCCGCAAAUUGCCCAGGCGACGAAGCAAUUGCUAUCAUCGGUGCCACAGAGGCAGAUCGCGAGUUCGUAUCAUGGCGAGAGCUGAGGGAGCGUGUCAGAGUAUGUGCCAAUGCUAUGCGCCAAAAGGGUAUAACAGUGGGUGACCGCAUUGGCGGCUUUGUUGGCAAUCAUGUCGACGCUGUCGUGAUGAUGCUAGCCACAACGUCUAUUGGAGCUCUUUGGACAUCGAUCUCCCCAGAUACCGGCGUGCAUGCGGUUGUUGAGCGUCUCCGCCAGGUACAGCCGAGAAUAUUAUUUGCAGACGACGCUUCUCUUUACAACGGCAAGGUUCACGGCACCGAACCAAAAGUCGCAGAAAUUGUGAAAGAAUUACCAUGCUUAGAGCAUGUCGUGGUAUUAGAGGCUAUACAGUCGGCUGAACUUGAUCUAGAGAAAGUGAAGCCCCAAAGCGGACUGGCCGCACGGUACAAGGACUUUGUCCGCGAAGCGCAGGGCUCUACAACACCUCUGAAAUUCGAGUCUUUAGACCCCGAUCAUCCUGUCUAUAUUCUCUACUCUUCGGGAACAACCGGUGCCCCUAAGCCUAUCGUCCACGGCGCACUAGGGACACUUUUGCAGCAUAAGAAAGAACACGUCUUACACAGCGAUAUCAAACCUGGUGAUCGCUUAUUUUAUUACACUACAACCACCUGGAUGAUGUGGCACUGGCUUGUAUCCGGGCUUGCGAGUGGUGCCACCAUUGUCGUCUACGAUGGAAGCCCUUUCCGACCUUUCGACGUUGAAGGUGGAAAGGGCGAGAUGGCCAUGGCCCGGUUGAUCGAGGAGCUCGGUAUCACACAUUUUGGAACAUCUGCAAAGUAUCUAUCAAUGAUCGAGCAGGCUUCAUUAAACCCGCGCAAGCAUCCCAACCGCCCAGUGCAACUGGAAAAGCUGAGGGCGAUAUUCAGUACCGCUGCGCCAUUAGCACCGUCCACUUUCGAAUAUAUAUACUCCUCCUUCCACCCCGACGUCAUGCUCGGUUCAAUUACUGGCGGUACUGAUAUCAUAUCUUUGUUUGGCGCCUCCUGUCCGAUAUCGCCUGUAUACCGAGGCGAGAUUCAAUGUCGAGGACUUGGAAUGGCUGUAGCCGCUUACGACUAUGCUGGCAAUGAUAUAACGAAAUCAAACGAGCCUGGUGACCUGGUCUGUACUGUACCAUUUCCCGCCCAGCCCGUUAUGUUCUGGCCACCUGGUCCUGAAGGAGAAGCAAAAUAUAAGAAAAGUUAUUUCGACGUCUUUGGACCUUCUGUUUGGCACCAUGGCGAUUUUGUACGGAUCGAUCCUGAUACCGGCGGUCUGACGAUGCUUGGCCGCAGUGAUGGAGUUCUUAAACCAGCAGGAGUCCGCUUUGGAAGUGCCGAAAUAUAUAAUGUGAUUCUGAAGCACUUUUCUCAAGAGAUAGAGGAUUCUCUCUGCAUUGGACGCAGGCGUGAGGGGAUUGAUACCGACGAAACUGUCGUUCUUUUUGUCAAGCUCGUCCCAGAAGCUGUCGAAGGGGGUAUCCCGCCCAUGUCACCGGAUCUGGUGGCUAGAAUUCAAGCUGCUAUUCGCAAGGAACUCAGUGCACGACACGUACCAGGAAUUAUUGAUGUGUGUCCGGGCAAUGAGAUUCCGUUGACCUCGAACGGGAAGAAGGUUGAGAAUGCCGUGAAACAGAUACUUUGCGGAUUGAAUAUCAAAACGUCCGCGAGCGUGGCUAAUGCAGCUUGUUUGGACGGGUAUAAAAAAUGGGCUGCAGAGCACUAG